GAACUUUUCUUGCUCUAUAUUUAGAGCUCUUCUUGUAGUUGUUUCUUUGCAAGAAAUACAAGAAUGGCUUUGAUUUUCUCUCUUCUCUUUGCACUCUUUCUUUCUUUCUUCCAUUGCUCAAUUUUUGCUGCUAUUCCCCCUCAGCCCCUUGAUGGACUUUUGGAGAAUGGACACUUUGAAGAUGCACCAGCGAAACAAAACCUGAAGAACAAAGUCAUAAUAGGAAAAUACUCACUCCCAAAGUGGGAAAUCAAUGGUAGAGUAGAGUAUUUGUCAGGUGGGCCACAGCCAGGUGGCUUUUAUCUAGCCAUUCCACGUGGGGUCCACGCAGUGAGAUUAGGCAAUGAAGCUAAUAUCUCUCAAACUUUGAGUUUAAAGGCAGGUUCAAUUUAUGCCCUAACAUUUGGGGCCACUAGAACAUGUGCCCAAGAUGAAGUGUUAAGGGUAAUUGUCCCUGGCCAAUCAAGUGACCUUCCUCUUCAAACCUUGUAUAGUAGCGAUGGAGGUGACACUUAUGCCUUAGCAUUCAAAGCAGUCUCUGCCCUUAUUAAGGUCACAUUUCAUAACCCUGGGAUUCAAGAGGACCCUUCCUGUGGUCCUUUAUUGGAUGCUAUUGCAAUUAAGGAGAUGGUGCCUCUUAAGUAUACCAAAGGCAAUUUAGUGAAGAACGGUGGAUUUGAAAAUGGUCCUCAUGUGUUCAAGAACUUCUCAACUGGAGUCCUCCUUCCUGCAAAGCAACAAGACCUAAUUUCAGCGCUCCCUGGCUGGAUAAUUGAAUCCUUAAAACCAGUAAAAUACAUAGACAACAAACACUUCUCUGUCCCUUCAGGAUUCGCCGCGAUCGAAUUGGUUGCAGGGAGAGAGAGUGCCCUUGCACAAGUCAUUAGAACAGUGGCUAACAAAUUCUACAAUCUCACAUUUACAAUUGGAGACGCCAAAAAUGGCUGCCAUGGAUCAAUGGUGGUUGAAGCUUUUGCUGCUAAAGAAACCCUAAAAGUUCCCUUCGAAUCACAGAGCAAAGGCGAAUUCAAGACGGCAAGUUUCAAAUUCCAAGCAAUUUCUAAUAGGACUAGAAUUACAUUUUAUAGUGCAAAUUAUCAUACUAAGUUACAUGAUUUUGGUCACAUGUGUGGUCCUAUUUUGGAUAAUGUUAGUGUAUUUCCAAUCCGUUAUUAGUCACUACUAGAUUAAUAGUUUUACAGUUAGUGUUGUUUUUUAUCCCCUUUGACAAAAACGAUAUCAUGAGCCGGUUUUUAUAUAUCGGAUUUAAAUUUGUAUUUUCGGUUUAAUGAAUUGUAUCUUGAGAAUAGUUAUGAAGAACUAAAGGGUUCUGUAAUAGUAAAAAGAAUAACUUGAAGUUA
This is a messenger RNA of Jatropha curcas, 1361 nucleotides long. Its product is annotated as protein TEEBE. Lineage: Eukaryota; Viridiplantae; Streptophyta; Magnoliopsida; Malpighiales; Euphorbiaceae. The record is from RefSeq and is a predicted model, not a curated record.